AUGUCAUCCAAAAGAGCACGAGGAACAUCUGGAAACAAAUUACGAAUGACUCUUGGGCUUCCAGUUGGAGCUAUUAUUAAUUGUGCUGACAAUUCAGGAGCCAAAAAUCUUUAUAUAAUUUCUGUUAAAGGCACAGGUGCUCGUUUAAACCGCCUUCCCGCCUCAAGCAUUGGCGACAUGGUAUUAGCAACGGUUAAAAAAGGAAAACCAGAGUUACGAAAAAAGGCUUUACAGGUUAUUAUUGUUAGACAGAGAAAACCCUGGAGAAGACGUGAUGGCACACAUUUAUAUUUUGAGGAUAAUGCAGGUGUCAUUGUCAAUCCUAAAGGUGAAAUGAAAGGCAGUGCAAUUACAGGACCUGUUGGAAAAGAGUGUGCUGAUCUUUGGCCAAGAAUUGCUAGUAAUAGCGGUAUGGUUAUUUAG
Molecule: messenger RNA, 423 nt
Organism: Pneumocystis murina B123
Lineage: Eukaryota; Fungi; Ascomycota; Pneumocystomycetes; Pneumocystales; Pneumocystaceae
Product: 60S ribosomal protein L23
Exons: 4
Coding region: 1-423 (140 amino acids)
Biological process (GO): translation
Cellular component (GO): ribosome; cytosolic large ribosomal subunit
Molecular function (GO): large ribosomal subunit rRNA binding; structural constituent of ribosome
Source: RefSeq, a predicted model, not a curated record